CUAAAAAAUCAUGACCUCUCAUCAUAAGUUGAGUAAAUCUCCCCGCGCAGAAUCCCUUCCCUCCUACGAAGAUACAGAGUUACACAUUCCUUCUAUUUUCUCAGUCAUUCAUUUACGUUUGGAUUUGUGUUUUCAUGGGAAAAAAAAAAAAAACGUUUAUUCCUAUUAAAUUCUGAAUUCUCAGAUUCUUUGCUUACCUUUAAACCUCUCCAAACUCGCCACCGCCGAUUUGUUCCGCCGAUUGCGUACAAGUUUUGUCGGGUGGUUUGAGCAGGAAGAGCAUGAAUGCGAGCGAAAUUUUGAGGGAUUUCGGCGGUUUGAUUCUGUGAAUUUCUUUAGGUUAGGUUUCUUCAAUUUUUAUUUAUUGAAUUCGUACAAGAUGGAGAAGUACAAGUUGGUGAAGGACAUAGGAUCGGGAAAUUUUGGGGUGGCGAGGCUGAUGCGAAACAGAGAAACCAAAGAACUCGUCGCCAUGAAGUACAUUGAGCGCGGCCAUAAGGUGGUUUUGACUCCUACUCAUCUGGCCAUUGUGAUGGAGUAUGCUGCAGCAGGCGAGCUGUUUCAGCGAAUUUGUAAUGCUGGGAGAUUCAGUGAAGAUGAGGCAAGAUAUUUUUUCCAGCAGCUUAUUUCAGGCGUUAGCUACUGUCACAGUAUGCAAAUAUGCCAUAGAGAUUUGAAGUUAGAGAAUACCCUCUUGGAUGGAAGCCCAGCCCCACGUCUGAAAAUAUGUGAUUUUGGAUAUUCAAAGUCAUCUCUACUGCAUUCAAGACCCAAGUCAACAGUUGGAACUCCAGCCUACAUUGCGCCUGAGGUCCUUUCUAGGAGAGAAUACGAUGGCAAGUUGGCAGAUGUAUGGUCAUGUGGAGUGACUCUUUAUGUAAUGUUGGUGGGAGCAUAUCCAUUUGAAGAGCAAGAGGACCCAAAGAAUUUCAGGAAAACUAUUCAUAGAAUAUUGGCUGUUCAGUACAAAAUCCCAGACCAUGUUCACAUAUCUCAAGAUUGCAGACAUCUCCUUUCACGCAUAUUUGUAGCCAACCCUGCCAGGAGAAUCACCGUCAAAGAAAUCAGGAGCCAUCCAUGGUUUUUGAAAAACUUGCCAAGGGAACUGACUGAGGCAGCUCAAGCUAUUUACUACAGGAAAGACAACCCAACUUUUUCUGUCCAAAGCAAUGAAGAAAUCUUGAAAAUAGUUGAAGAGGCUAAAGUUCCUGCCCCAGUAUCUCACUCUAUCGGAGGCUUUGAUUGGGGAGGAGGAGAAGAUGGAGAUGCCAAGGAAGAAGAGGUAGAGGAGGAAGAAGAUGAGAAUGAGAAGAGAGUUAAGGAGGCUCAUGCUAGUGGAGAAAUUAAGCUCACUUGAUUAAUACAUUCUUGAUUCUUUCCAAAUAAUGAAGAUCUGGAGUUUGUUUCAGUGCUUGUAUAAAGUCGGUUUCUAUCUAGGCGGUUGUGUUGAAUAAGUAUUUGUAAAUUUG
This is a messenger RNA of Rubroshorea leprosula, 1469 nucleotides long. The record is from the annotation of a GenBank genome assembly. NCBI's taxonomy places the organism in Eukaryota, Viridiplantae, Streptophyta, Magnoliopsida, Malvales, Dipterocarpaceae.